ACUGCUGCAGCAGAAUGUCACGUUUAAAUUUGCUCUUCAUAUUUUGUGUAUAUCAAGUGGUAGAAUCAGGGACUGCUAUAAAUGGAAGUCAAAACACAUUCCAGUUUUUAGAUGAUAGUAGGAUGGCUUGUGAAAAAGAUUGGUAUUCUUUUAAUGGUAAAUGCUAUAAAGUUGGUGGCCUUCAAUACAGCAAACUCCCAUGGCAGAAAGCAGCAGACUACUGCCGUGAAGAUGGUGGAAGCUUGGUUGUUAUACAGAACAAAGAAACACAAAAUUUUGUGCGACUGAUAGUCCUGGAGUUGAAAAUGAACGUCUGGAUUGGUUUACAUGACAAAGCAAUGGAAUCUCAUUAUGAAUGGGCUGAUGGGUCCGCAGUCAGUUACACAAAUUGGCACCCUGGAGAACCAUCUGGUCGCAAGCUCCAAAAUGAAGACUGUGUGGAAAUGACUUUCUUGCCAAAUACAGGAGAAUCAGGCCAAUGGAAUGACCUCUCAUGUGAUUCUCACUUGCCCUUCAUCUGUCAGAAAGAUAUUCCAACGACUCUAACUCCAACCAUAAUCGGAUCUGUGUGCCCAUCGAAACCGGAUGGGUGGAGAGACCUUGGUGGGGACAUGUGUUACUAUUUUGAGUUUGAGAAAAUGCUUAGCUGGCAUGAAGCUAAUUUCGACUGCAUGUUUAGAGGUGGAGCUUUGGCAAGCAUUCAUUCGGAAGAAGAAUCAAACGCUGUACAUGAAUUUGUAAUUUAUACCAAAGGUCUACUUUAUUUUGGGUUGCAUAGACGAUUUCAUGGAGGAAAAGAUUUCGCUUGGGCUGACAAGAGUGAAUUGGAUUGGUUAAACUGGAACCCUGGAGAGCCGAAUUUUGAAAUGGAAAACUGUGCUGAGCUGAUGACAUCUAAUAUGAAAUGGAAUGACAUCGCUUGUGUUGACAAGAAAGGUUACAUCUGCUCCAUUAAAAAAAUUGCACCAGCUACUAAUGCGACAAUUGCGACCGAAAUUUUUCAAGGCGAAGGAAGCUGCGCGGAUGAUAUCUGGAUUGCGGCGUCAGUCUUGAAAGCUAGUUGGCAAACAAACUACGUACAGUUUUUCAAGAUGGAAGACAACUCCAGUGCAUCUUCGGACAGUGACAAUGCUCUUUUGUCCCCAAAAAACCGCUCCAGAAUUGGAUGCAAUGCCGCGACACAGACACCUGAAAUGUCCAGACACGAAAUAGUCAUUACAGACAAUGGAAGAAAGAGUUCAGCACCUGAAACAAAUGGCAAGUCUUCCAUUAUGGUUUAUAAAUUGGACGCUCAAAAGCCUUUAUCUGAACUUGAGCAAGAAGCCAAGACCUUAGCCAUCCCAGAUGUAGUUGUUGAAUACAUCAAGGACUCCUACCAUCGACAAGAGGACAAUAGCGAAAAUGGCAUCACAAAUCCAGCAUUCGAGCCGCAGGACCUGAUCAUCGUCAGAACACCAUCUUGUGUCAGUUUACGAGAUGACAUUGUCGAAGACAGUGCCGCCUCUCCAAUUGGAAAAGAUAAUCAGAAAAUGUACUACAGUCUACCAAGAUCUAAAAAACCUGGUGAGGAUAACUCCAACGCACAUAGCCAACCAUCCACACCAAAACUUAUGCCCAAGCUCCUGAGCGCAGCUGAUCCGUCUUUAUCUGUUUCUAUGUCCUCCCUGGGGUACCCAAGGUCAGUGCCACCUUCGCCAAAUUUUGGGUACAGGCCACUGGAGAGUGAAACUUCAGCCGUCUACACCAUCAUUGCUCCUGUAAAGUACAUGGGUACCGCUGAAAAGGAGCAAGAAUUGCGUCUCUUGGCUGAAUUGCAAGCACAGUUGGAAAAAGACAAAGCUAAGAAUCGUAAAUUCGAGUUUAUGCCAGCUCCAAUCGAAGUGGAGCGUAAGCGUCAGCGAUUGCAGUGCGUCACAGACACCUGCUCCACCCUCUUCCUCAUCCCGGGCAUCUUUAUCGCCAUCGUGACACCGAUCUCUUUGAUUCCGAUGUUCAUCCUACCCCUCACGUACUACAUCCCUCUCAUCCUCAUCUUCAUUUUCUCGGGAUGCGUGGCUGUGGUUUCGUUGGCUCUCUCGGGGUUGACUGGAAAUGUCGUCUGGCACUACGACGCUAAUAAAAACAGAUUGAGACCACGGUUCCACUGUGGAAGGGGACCCUUGUUGCACUUCUGGGGGAAUGGAUUCUAUCCAUCGAAAGAAGACAAGCAGCCGUUGCAGGACGACAAGGUUGUAUGACAGGACUUUGCUUGAGGUGACUUCACAGUUGCUCUGAUGGAGGUACAGCCAACUGACACCAAGAUAAGUUGGUGAAAGUUACAUCUACCUCUGAAACAAGCUAAUCGUUUAAAUUGUCAGUAGUACUUAUUUUCAAGUAUCUGAUAAUCCAAGAUAACCAGCUGCUUACAGAUUCUAAGAUAUUUAAUGCAAUCCACAAGACUCCCUCGUUGUAACUAUGUGUUGGCCUAAGAAUGAAUAGAACAUAUCUUUGUGGAGAAGAGACCCUUAUAUGCAAAGUUGUCGGCUUAUUCGUUUGUUUUUUAUCUAACUGCUUUAUGCCAAGUUUGAUUGGUUAAAGAAUGUGUUCUACAUCUAUGAGUAACUGAUCUUUGCCCAGUAAAUGAAAAAAAAAAAAUCGGGACUACAAAUUUGCAUGACACCCACUUUGCAACAAAGUCCGUGGAUCUUGUGUCUGUGCAGUAGUCAAGCUACUGUUCAAAAAAAAACUUUCGUCAGAGUUUUGUACUAUUUUUAAGUAGAUCUUCUACACUUUCCUAUGAAUAUAAAUUAUUUAGAGAUCUGCAACAAGUGUUUAGUGAUGUCCGAAGCACCAAUAAACAUAUUCUUCUCGGCUUUAUGUUGUCAUCGCAAAUGAUCUGACUAUUGUAUAAGAUGGUGUCGAUUACAAUCCUGAAAGACUUAUUGGCUAAAAGACGAAAUUCAGGAAAGUAACUAUGCAAAACUGAAAGUUUAGUUUUUUGGGAUAUGCUGUAAAUGUAAAAUUCGUUGUUUCGAACAGUAAGGUGCUUCAGUAUUAAUGGUCUUACGUUGUGUUUGACAUACUCUCUUUAGUAAGGAUAAAAUAUUUUAAACCUUUAAAAAAUAGACGUUUAAUACCAUCAAAACUCCACAUAAUGUACCUUAUUCUUAUGUUGGAGAAAAAUCCGAGUUUGUAAAAUGUUGUUGCUUACAAAAUUAAGAAAAAUUAUCCUUUUUACUUUAAUGUGUCUUAAAACAAUCUCAUAAAUAUAAAAGUGUUAAAUUGGCAGUUGGUUAUGAAAAAUAUGGUGAACCACAGAAAAUUUGGCGAAAUUUCUAAGCAAAUUUUAUCUUGAACCACAAAAUGCCUGAAAAGGUGGAAACUAUUCAAUAAGAAAGCUUAUUUUUUUGGUUUUUACGCAGUCAUCUCAGCUGCCGGUAAAAAACCAUAAAUUUUACGAGAUAUUAAGUGUAAAAAAACGCAUUUCGUCCUUUAAGGGACGAUGAGCUACAUUUGAAAGUCCACAAAAUUGUUAACUAAACUAUUUGGUCACACUUUUUUUUUAAAUCUCUCAAAACACUAUUAGAAACUGUUACUCAACUAAGACCUAGAUUGUUAAAUAUUUGAUAACGUUUCUGUGUUCAGAUAUUUUGUGUGUGGUUUAAUUUGAUUAUAAAAUGAUUCAAUUGUAGACUAAUGUUUCUACUAGAUACUAGAAACUCGAUGCCAAAUAAUUAGCCUUUCAAAACACUUUACUGGUCCUAACAGAAUUUUGGUACAACUUUCAUACAUGUUUAUAUCCUUUCGUAUAUUUGUGUGAUCAACUUCUUUUGUCCUUUUUCGCUUAAAUAAUAUUUAUUGUGUGCGUAUGACAUCUAUUUAGCUGUGCUAUAUGGAGUCGAAUUUACUGUGAGUCGAAUAACUAAAUUACUCAAUCAUUUUAUUUUUAUCUUAAAAAUUUACCUCGUCCGAAGUUAGAUUUUUCCAAGAUGAAAUAAUUAUUUGUAGCAUUAAUAUAACUUACACAAUUACCAAAGAAAAAACAAAUUUUCAAAAACUGUUUCUCAUGUUGUAAUGUUGAAUAGCUGAUUUUUUAUAAUAGUGUAAUUUUAUUAGCAUUGAGUUAUUAACCCAAAAUAGAAUUUAUCAAUAGAUAUAUCAUCAGAAAAGAUAGAAAUACAUUUGUAUCAAGCGCUUAGAUAUUGUAGCUGAAAAAUAUUUUGAGCAAAAUUUUCUUCUUGGCACAGUUUACGGUUCAAAUGUUGGAUAUCAAACACUCGAUACAAUCGGAUUUCGCUAUAACUUAAUGUUGUGUUGUGUUAUUUUAUUUUAAAACUAUGUACUGCAUUGUGAGAUCUUGUAAAAUGACAUUGAUAAGUGAUUUAUAUCUGCCAAAAAGAUUUAUUUUACGAAGAAUGGCCUGGACGUUUGUGAUAGAAGGUUUGAUGUCAUGCUUCCUGAAAAUUUUUGUAUAUUAUAAUGCUGUGUUGUAUUAAGUUAUUAUUUAAUAAAAUACUUGU
Messenger RNA from Uloborus diversus, 4499 nucleotides. RefSeq lists its product as uncharacterized. Lineage: Eukaryota; Metazoa; Arthropoda; Arachnida; Araneae; Uloboridae. The record is from RefSeq and is a predicted model, not a curated record. Gene Ontology annotation, molecular function: signaling receptor activity. The coding region runs from base 15 to 2237 and encodes 740 amino acids. The transcript is spliced from 11 exons.